GCCUUUUCAUACAGACAUAUGCAUUACGUACAGCAGACACGCCAAAUCUGCACAGUCUAUUUAUCAGCGACGAAAUGGGAUAAUCUUGAGCGUCUUUAGAGAAUUUCUUCAACGGGAACUAAACGACCGAUCAAGGAGAGUGAUUUUAUUAGUUAUUUAUUAUAAUUUCCAGUCUACACAGACGUAAGCACAAACGGCUGUGGGGAUAAUGGUGAUAAAAAAGAAAUCAUAUUAUGAACGCAGGACAACUGGAAUAGAUCGCCACAGACACGACCGGACCGUAUAAUUUGUUUAUGGCGACCAGUUUAAUUUGAAAAGCUUUCUAAAGAGUAUUUUGAUUAUCUCUUGCGCUCUGGAGAACAAAUGCUGUCAUUGUGCUGGGGACCGAGAUUUGUGCGCGUGAUAUUCUGCAAGUGGUCUCGUCGGAAUGGUGCGCGAGAUGAGACUGCGCGUGCCUUUAUUGUUUCCGCGCGACAAGCUCAAUAACGGUCGUUCUGUGGUUGAACAACUCGAGCCCAACGACGACAAUUUUGGUACGGAAAGACAGACUUCUAGUGACAAUUCCAGGGAAAUCAUGAACGAAGUGUUUUGUAAACGUUUGUAUUAAGUGUUAUCGAAGAAAUAUUCUUUAUUAUGAACGGGCACUGCCGACUUUUCAUACUUUCCUCAAUUUUCCUUUUCUUCAGCUAAAUUCCACUUAGUUGGAGAUACUUGACCGUGUGUUUCUUACCAAUUUGGUAUUUUCAAAUAGCCUGAGCAAACACAAUGGUGGAGCCUGUGGGUUUCAUUGAAGCCUGGAAAGCACAGUUUCCAGAGUCCGAGCCUCCGAAGAUGGAGCUGAGGUCUGUUGGGGGAAUCGAACAAGAACUGGAGAAGUGCAAAGCGUCCAUAAGACGCUUGGAAAUGGAGGUGAACAAAGAGCGCUUCCGGAUGAUCUACCUUCAAACGCUGCUGGCCAAGGAGCGAAAGAGCUACGACCGGCAAAGAUGGGGUUUCAGGAAGCCACCUCACAUGACCGAAGGAGACCCCCAACCUGUUGCAGCCGAUUCUCAGUAUCUCCAUGCACAGGAGCAGGGACAGCCAGAGCGCAGCAGGUUUCAGCCUGUGGGGGAGUCCAGAGUGAAACCACGACCACCCCCGGCCAGGAAGUCAGCCUCCCACGGUGAUGGAUUGGAGCUACAGUCAUCAUUUGAGGCGCACCAGGCAGGGCCGGUUAGUGAGACCGACGGGCUCUCGCCAACCACACAGAGGGGUGGAGUUUCCCCUCGCAGACCCCAUCCACCUCCUGACAAGGAGUUACCCUCAGAUCCGUCCCCCAAAGACAAGCCGGGCAUGGGGCUCGGGGUGGCUGCCUUGCGUUCGAACUUUGAGAGAAUCAAACGGGCCAACUCACAGUCAGCCAGUGAUGGAAAAUCAGGCCAAGAGAAACCAUUCUACACCAACGUUGAGUUCCAUCAUGACAGGGGCCUGGUAAAAGUCAACGACCGUGAGGUCUCAGACAAAAUUAGUUCUCUUGGGAACCAAGCCAUGCAGAUGGAGCGCAAAAGGUCACUUCAUUCACUUCCAGGCAACCUUGCUACGGUCGCAGGUGAUCUACGCCCCAGGCCUGUCUAUAGGGGGCGCUCUACUGAAAGCACCUGCGGAUACGACGCCGAGUAUGAAGACGGCGAACCCAGUCCUCGCUACAGCACUGCGAGACCAAACGGGGCCAAACCACCACCGCCGCCAUGGCAGCCAUCAGAUUUCCAGCCAUACACUAGUGUUUAUGUCGGAGGGAUGAUGUCAGGAGAAGUUGGCGACGGUAGGGUCACUAUGAGAGACCAUGGAGGAAGUGACGACCAUCUUCUCACCUGGCCCAGGAGGUCGUACUCCCCUGGAAGUUUCGAGGAUGUGGGAGGCGGUGGAGGCGGAUACACCCCAGACUGCAGCUCCAAUGAGAACCUGACAUCCAGCGAGGAAGACUUCUCCUCGGGACAGUCCAGUCACGUGUCGCCCAGCCCUACGACAGCCUACCGCCGCCCACUCCGAGAGAAGAGUCGCUCACCUUCUCAGAACUCCCAGAAUUCCCAGCACUCGUUUGACAGCAGCAGUCCCCCUACACCCCAGACGCAGAAACGACACCGGCAGCAACAUGUCGUAGUGUCUGAGGCCACCAUUGUGGGUGUAAGGAAAACAGGACAAAUCUGGCCCCAUGAUGGAGACUCUGUUGCCUCCAGUCGUGCGUCCCAUGAUAACAGUUACCAUGGAGAUCUGGAUGGUCCGUUUACAGGCACUCCGCCCACCUAUGGUUAUGAUGCGGAUCGAGCGGAGGAGCAGCGCAGACACCAUGACAUUCUGCCCUACAUCGACGACUCCCCCUCCUCCUCCCCUCACCUCAGCUCCAAGAGCCGCAGCAGUCGAGACACUCUCUCCUCCGGCUCGAUCGAGUCCUCCAAGUCUGCGGAGUUGGAUCUGGAGAAGGGACUGGAGAUGAGGAAAAGGGUGUUGUCUGGAAUCCUGGCCAGUGAAGAGACCUACCUCAGCCAUCUGGAGGCACUGUUACUGCCCAUGAAGCCCCUGAAAGCAGCAGCCACCACCUCCCAGCCUGUCCUGACUGUUCAACAGAUCGAAACCAUCUUCUUUAAAGUGCCUGAGCUCUAUGAGAUCCACAAAGAAUUCUAUGAUAGCCUUUUACCCAGAGUGCAGCAGUGGAGUCACCACCAACGUGUGGGAGACCUUUUCCAAAAACAAGCUAGCCAGCUUGGAGUGUACAGGGCCUUUGUGGAUAAUUACGAACUCGCCGUGGAAACCGCAGAGAAGUGCUGCCAAGCAAACACACAGUUCGCAGAGAUCUCUGAGAGUCUCAAGGUCAGGAGCACCAAGGAGUGCAAGGACCUGACAGCCAAAUACUCACUGGAAACUCUGCUCUAUAAACCAGUGGACAGAGUGACCCGGAGCACGCUUGUUUUACAUGAUCUUCUGAAACACACACCUUCCAGUCACCCAGAUUACCCCCUCCUGCAGGACGCCCUCCGCAUCUCACAGAACUUCCUGUCCAGCAUUAACGAAGAGAGCACGCCUCGCCGCCAGUCCAUGACAGUGAAGAAGGGAGAGAACCGUCAGCUGUUGAAGGACAGCUUCAUGGUGGAGCUUGUGGAAGGCGCUCGGAAGCUACGCCAUGUUUUUCUCUUCACUGACCUCCUGCUCUGUGCCAAACUGAAGAAGCAGAUUGGAGGGAAAAACCAGCAGUAUGACUCCAAGUGGUACAUUCCUCUCUCAGACCUCAACUUCCAAACGGCAGAAGAGUCUGAGCCCCUGCCUGUCCCACAAGCCCCUGAUGAGGAGCUAGAUGCCAUUAAGAUCAAAAUCUCAUCCCUGAGGAGUGAGAUCCAGAGAGAGAGGAAGGCCAACAAAGGGUCAAAGGUUAUGGAGAGGCUGAAAAAGAAGCUGUCGGAACAGGAAUCGCUACUGCUGCUGAACUCUCCUAACAUGCCCCUCAGAGUGCACAACCGCAAUGGAAAGAGCUACAUGUUUCUGAUCUCAUCGGACUACGAGCGUGCCGAGUGGAAGGAAGUGAUCCGAGAACAGCAAAAGAAAUGCUUUAAGACCUUCAGCCUGACGUCCAUGGAGCUUCAGAUGCUCACCAAUUCAUGUCUCAAGCUCCAGACGGUCCAUCAAUUACCCCUCACAGUCAAUAAAGACGAGGAUGAAACUACUGGACUGUAUGGAUUCUUGAAUGUAAUUGUCCAUUCUGCCUCUGGACUUAAACAGAGCUUAAAUCUGUAUUGCACAUUAGAGGUGGACUCCUUCAGCAUCUUUGUGAAUAAAGCCAAAACGAGAGUGUACAGAUAUACUACCGAACCCAAGUGGAAUGAGGAGUUUGAGAUCGAGUUGGAGGGCUCCCAGACAUUACGUCUACUGUGUUACGAGAAGAGCUACAACAAAGCGAAAAUGAACAAGGAGGAUGGAGAAAGCACGGACAGAAUUAUGGGCAAAGGACAAAUCGCGUUGGAUCCUCAGAUGCUCCAGGGUAAAGACUGGCAGAGAACAGUCAUCCCUAUGAAUGGGAUUGAGGUGAAGAUAUCCAUGAAGUUCACCAUCCGGGAGUUCAGCCUAAAGAGAAUGCCCCCACGGAAGCCCAUGGGUGUGUUUGGAGUAAAUAUCUCCACAGUGACAAAACGGGAACGCUCUAAAGUGCCCUACAUCGUCAGACAGUGUCUAGAAGAAAUCGAGAGAAGAGGAAUGGAGGAAGUGGGCAUCUACCGUGUCUCAGGAGUGGCCACUGACAUCCAGGCACUGAAGACUGCCUUUGACACCAAUAAUAAAGACGUGUCAGUAAUGAUGAGUGAGAUGGAUGUGAACGCCAUUGCCGGAACGCUCAAGCUGUACUUCAGGGAGCUCCCUGAGCCCCUGUUCACUGACGAGCUCUACCCUAACUUUGCGGGAGGCAUUGCUCUUUCAGACAGCGUAGCUAAGGAGAGCUGUAUGCUGAACCUCCUGCUGUCUCUGCCAGAGCCCAACCUGGUCACCUUCCUCUUCCUGUUGGAUCAUCUCAAGAGGGUUGCAGAGAAGGAGAGUGUAAACAAGAUGUCUCUUCACAAUCUGGCCACUGUGUUUGGCCCGACCCUGCUACGACCUGCUGAGAAGGACAGCAAAAUCCCCACUAACCCCACUCAGCCUAUAACGAUGGGGGACAGCUGGUCACUGGAAGUCAUGUCACAGGUGCAAGUUUUGCUGUAUUUCCUUCAGCUGGAGACCAUCCCGACGCCAGACAGUAAGAGACAGAGUAUCCUGUUUUCCACAGAGGUCUAAAGGAGUUCUUAUUCCUAUUGUAAGUCUCAAACCGGUGGGCGAGGGAUCAAGCGAGCAUGUCCACCCACUGGGUAUAACGGACACUGGAAUGCACAAGAGCAUUUCGCCUUUCGCGCAUUUUCUAGCUGUUGCCACUAGGGGGCACCACAGCCCUUUUAAACGUUAAAGAACUGGACUUGCUCGGAGCACAUCUUGAAUAUUCCUGAACCCUCUGCCUUUUUCUGUGAACAUCAGUGUCCGUUCAGCACCUUCGCUCUUCAUUUUCAUGAGUCAGACCCUGAGCAUGCGUCCUCUUGCAUCCUGUACGUGGGCCUCUACUUGUCAAUCAUGUCAGCUGAUGACAGUGAAUUCUGUCUCUCCUGGCUUUUUGUGUUUGUCCUCAUUUCGCCUGUCCCCACUGGUCACUGAUACUCUUUCUGUGCUGCUACAAAAAGCUCCAAACCGUUCCAGAUUUUGGAUCCUUUUCUACAAUAGAUAAUUACAUGGCAGUUCAACGUAGUUCUUAUUGCAGACUCUUAAAAGUCAAAUGAGUAGCUUCUGUUAGUGUGUCAAUCAUUACAAGAGCUUAAUUUAGGAGGAUUUCUGUGUAGAAGAUGGUGUUUGGUUCAGUUAUUGUCAGUGUUGAUGUGAUUCUAAGUUAAGAAAACAUACAUAACAAUUAGAAAAAUCUCACUAUUUUUUAAUUUCCCUCUUUUUUGCCCAUACCUCUCUAUCAAGCAAUAUAGAGUGUCUGAAAACGUGUUACAUGUUUCAUUAUGCUUUCGUAGUUGAGAUUUUGGGAGAGAGAAGUACAUUACCAGAAGGGUCAAUAUAUUUUUCUUUAUUUAGAUUUUUUUAUGUAGGCUAAUACAUAUAGAAGAAUUGUUAUUUAUUUGCGGACAGAUAUAAACAUCAGUGUCUUUUCAAAGUACGUCUAAGUUUAUCGCUAACUUAUCCGUGUUAUGAAGUACUGUAGAUUCCUUACAUAUCCUCUUAAUUUUCCUGUC
Molecule: messenger RNA, 5777 nt
Organism: Carassius carassius (crucian carp)
Lineage: Eukaryota; Metazoa; Chordata; Actinopteri; Cypriniformes; Cyprinidae
Gene: bcr
Product: BCR activator of RhoGEF and GTPase
Exons: 23
Coding region: 766-4791 (1341 amino acids)
Biological process (GO): intracellular signal transduction; positive regulation of GTPase activity; protein phosphorylation
Cellular component (GO): membrane
Molecular function (GO): protein serine/threonine kinase activity; GTPase activator activity; guanyl-nucleotide exchange factor activity
Source: RefSeq, a predicted model, not a curated record